This is a messenger RNA of Striga asiatica, 966 nucleotides long. Lineage: Eukaryota; Viridiplantae; Streptophyta; Magnoliopsida; Lamiales; Orobanchaceae. The record is from the annotation of a GenBank genome assembly.
AUGUUUGAUAUCUUAUUUGGGUGGCGAAAGGCUUCAAAAUGCAAGAAACUGAUAAAAAUGGUCCGUUGCCGGCUUAAGUUGGUGAAGAACAAGAGAAGCUGUGUGUGGAGACAGUCUAGAGACGAUUUAGCUCAGCUUCUCAAACAUGGCCAUCAUCAAAUUGCCUUUCAAAGGGUUGAGCAGGUGAUGAGGGAUGAGAGUCUGAUCCAAGUGUAUGAUCUGCUGGACUUGUAUUGCGAGUGCCUAAUCUCUCGUUUUCCUUACAUCCGCAAAUGCAGGGACUGCCCAAACGACAUAAAUGAAGCAGCUUCAACUCUGAUUUACUCAUCAGCAAGAUUUGCUGAACUUCCGGAACUCAUGCCCAUUAGGAAGCUAUUGGGAGAACGGUAUGGCCAAAGAUUUGUAAAAACCGCACUCGAAUUACUUCCGGGGAAUCUCGUCAAUCUUCAGAUAAAAGAUCAUCAUUUAUUGGGGAAAAAGGUUACAGACGAGUCCAAGUACAGAUUGCUGGCAGAAAUAGGAAGCGAUUGCAUGCAGCAAGGACCACUGCUCCUUGAAUACGACAAUAAUUUUGCAAGUGGGGCCCACCACGAAGAUGAUGACGUGGAGGAGUUUGUUUAUUUGCCCGCCAAAGACCAGAGAUUGUUUGUGUUCAGGCUUUUCGUGAACGAUGAGAAAGAAUGUUACGGGUGGCCGCCUGAAAUUUAUAAUAAUAAUAAUAAUAGUAAUAUAAAUAAGUUCACCGGACAAGAAUACUAUAGCGACGAGGACUUUCAAAUGCCUAGUGAAAAGGAAGGUGAAGAGAGUGUAAUUGAGCAGCAAGGGUUAAGCCUAAUCUCAUUCAAUUGUCGCCAUAUCCACCCGAAGCUUCCGGAUUACGAUGAGCUGGCCGAAAAAUUCAAGGCGCUCAAGAGGGAAAACCAGCUUGGUAACACCCACAGUAGACGAGCUGUACUUGAAAUCUAA